This is a messenger RNA of Octopus sinensis (East Asian common octopus), 1958 nucleotides long. Its product is annotated as minor histocompatibility antigen H13. The transcript is spliced from 11 exons. NCBI's taxonomy places the organism in Eukaryota, Metazoa, Mollusca, Cephalopoda, Octopoda, Octopodidae. Gene Ontology annotation, molecular function: aspartic endopeptidase activity, intramembrane cleaving. The record is from RefSeq and is a predicted model, not a curated record. The coding region runs from base 49 to 1209 and encodes 386 amino acids. Gene Ontology annotation, cellular component: membrane; cytoplasmic side of endoplasmic reticulum membrane; lumenal side of endoplasmic reticulum membrane. Gene Ontology annotation, biological process: membrane protein proteolysis.
CGAGAUUUAAGUGAAGUCACACGAGAUAUUAAAUGACAGAGUGACAAUAUGGCAGAUACAACAUCUGAAACAGCGUCAGUCCUUAAUGCAACAAGUGCGGACAAUGCAGCCACAUCUGGUGCUACUAAUGCCACCAUGCGUGUACCUGCAACACCUGAGGGAAUGGUGGUGGCUUACAGUAGUCUAGUUAUCAUGGCAUUACUACCAAUCUUUAUCGGUUCCUUUCGCUCUGUGAAGCACCAUAAGGAACAGAAGAUUUCAUUUCAGAAAUCUGGUGAGAAACCUGAGACCAUGUCGUCUAAAGAUGCUGCCAUGUUUCCUAUUAUUGCCAGUUGUGCAUUGUUUGGUAUAUAUAUGAUUUUUAAGGUAUUUUCGAAGGAAUAUAUCAAUUUACUGCUGACAGUCUAUUUCUUUGCACUUGGUGUGUUGUCGUUAGCACACAUUAAUAGUCCUUGGAUCUCAAAGCUGAUUCCGGAUUCCUUCCCCAACAAAGAAUACCAUCUCCUUUUCACACAGGGUAAAGGAGAGAACAAGGAGGAAGUCAUAAACUAUGAAUUUGACAGAAAAGACUUAGUUUGUCUGUUUGUCAGCUGUUUAAUUGGCCUGUGGUAUGGAUUAAAAAAGCAUUGGGUAGCAAAUAAUUUAUUUGGUUUAGCCUUUGCUGUGAAUGGUGUUGAGUUGCUGUCUUUAAACAGAGUUAGCACAGGUUGUAUUUUACUGUGUGGACUCUUCCUGUAUGACAUUUUUUGGGUAUUUGGGACAAAUGUUAUGGUAACAGUUGCUAAGUCUUUUGAAGCUCCUAUAAAAUUGGUGUUCCCACAAGACUUCUUAGAAAAAGGACUGGCAGCAGACAACUUUGCCAUGCUAGGACUUGGAGACAUAGUUAUUCCAGGAAUCUUCAUUGCCUUACUGCUCAGAUUCGAUGUCAGUAUGAAGAAAGGAUCACGAACCUAUUUCUACUCAAGUUUCCUUGCUUACUUCCUUGGUUUAGUGGCAACUAUUUUUGUUAUGCACGUUUUCAAACAUGCUCAGCCUGCAUUGCUGUACCUGGUACCAGCCUGUAUAGGUGUCCCUAUAAGUGUAGCUUUACUUCGUGGAGAAAUUAAAGAAUUGUUCAGUUAUGAAGACCACAGUGACAAACCAGCAGUGGACAGCACAACAGCCAGUGGAAGUGGUGGAACUUCAACAGGAGACAAGAAGGCUCAGUAAACCGGACUACCAUGACUUUUAUCAUUAUCAUCAUCAUCAUCACCACCACCAAUGUCAUUGUAAUCACCCCCCUUAUCUCCACCCUAUUUUCCCUGAAUACAGCGGUACUCAACUUCUGUUGCCCCUCAUUUACAGUUGACGAACUGGUUCAGAUACUACUAUUGCUGCAACUACUACUACAGCUGAAUGGUUAACAUAACUGUUUAUACAACUCAGUACAUACUCUCUAUGUCUGUCUCUAGCUGUUGAACCAACCAGUAUAGACAUCUUCCAUUCCACCAGUUCCUCACUUUUUGACUGUUUGGUCACUAAACUCAUUUUCAAGUUGUCUGUUAUUAUUCUUCAGUGAUUGACCAUUCAGUAAAAAUGAUUUGCUGUCUUUCACUUCUCCUCUCUUUCUCGGCUGACUCCUCUUCCCCUCUUCUGUACAGACAUUCUCUAGCUUGUGAUUACUCAGCACAAAAUUACACUGUCUUAAUGUAGCUGCUGAGUUGUAAACCUGCUGAGUACUCAAUCCUCAUCAAUACUAACCCAUCAUGUUAGCUUGCUUCAGCCUCUCAAUUCUUCCUGUUUUGAUGUUUUUAUUUAUCCAGAAGAUUAGGUGCUUGUCUCUACUCAAUACUGCUGCAGCUGGGACUGUGAUUGGUGACAUCAGAGCAGCAGCGGGUGGUGAUUAAAAUAUCAAGCAGACUUCUGCCAAUAAAUUCUUGGGUCUAAAAUCUUAUUCUCCCAAGCUUUUCUCUGUAAAA